Molecule: messenger RNA, 369 nt
Organism: Closterium sp. Naga37s-1
Lineage: Eukaryota; Viridiplantae; Streptophyta; Zygnematophyceae; Desmidiales; Closteriaceae
Source: the annotation of a GenBank genome assembly
AUGGCGCCACCCGCGCGGGCCGCCGUUCCCGACGCGACGGCCGCACGGCACCUAACGGUCGACGGCGACGUGGGAUUGUCAGACGACGCGGCUCGGAGCCUCGCGCGCGGGUUCUUUCUGGGAGGCUUCCUGCUGCUCCCGUGGCUGUGGUUCGUUAACUGCUACUUCUUCUGGCCCGUGCUUCGUUAUAACGCCGGCCACGACCCCCAGCUCCGGUCGUACGUGGUGGGAUCGGCAAUUGGCUGCAGUGUUGCCUUCUCCCUCCUUGCCUGCUGGUCGCUAGCAUACUCUCUAGGAGGGGAGGCCCUACUAGGGGCUGACACGUGGCAGAAGCUAGCAGUGUACAAUAUAGUGGAUGGUAUUUUGUAG